AUGGACGGCAAAGUCAUAGCAAUAACCGGGGGAGCCUCAGGAAUUGGUCUCGCGACCGCAAAAGUGCUCGCCAAACGAGGGGCUAAGCUGAGUAUAUCUGACCAGACAGAAGGUGCUUUGAAAGCCGCCGUAUCGACUCUUGAAUCUGCAGGAGCCAGCGCAGAGAGCAUUUCGACCUACAAGCUUGACGUGCGCGAUGUUGGUCAAACUAAGGCAUGGCUCGACGAAAUUGUCAAGAAGUUCGGGAGACUGGAUGGUGCGGCGAACAUGGCAGGAGUGUCUGGCAAGAACUUCGGCACCGUACCGCUGGUCGAGCAGAAGGACGAGGAUGAGUGGGAUCUGAUCAUUGGUGUGAACCUCACCGGCGUCAUGAACAGUAUGAAAGCUGAGCUGAAAGUCAUCUCUGAUGGCGGCAGUAUAGUCAACGCUGCUUCUGCCGCAGGCGUGCGAGGAACCCAGAACGGAUCAGCCUAUAGUGCUUCGAAGCAUGGGGUCAUUGGCCUCACGAGGUCAGUGGCCAAAGAAGUUGGGCAUAGGGCUGUUCGGAUCAACGCAAUUGCUCCGGGUGUCAUCGACACACCCAUGGUAAGAGGUGUAAGUGAUGUGGUGACGGACAAGAUGUUCGAGGCAGCCAAGACGACUGCUCUGGGACGAUCGGCAGAUCCUGAGGAGGUAGCGAAGCUGAUUGCAUUCCUUUUGAGCGACGAUGCGAGCUACAUUACAGGAGCGGUGCACACGGUAGAUGCUGGUCUGACUGCCUAA
Recurvomyces mirabilis is the source of this 762-nucleotide messenger RNA. RefSeq lists its product as uncharacterized. Gene Ontology annotation, molecular function: oxidoreductase activity. NCBI's taxonomy places the organism in Eukaryota, Fungi, Ascomycota, Dothideomycetes, Mycosphaerellales, Teratosphaeriaceae. The coding region runs from base 1 to 762 and encodes 253 amino acids. The record is from RefSeq and is a predicted model, not a curated record. The transcript is spliced from 3 exons.